AGUAUCCCUUUUUGAACAAGUUUGAAACACAACAAAAUUAACAAACUGAAGGGCUGAAUUUACAGAGGAUCAGAGCUUCCAUCUCAUAGACUAAGGAACCCCAACCCAACUCCCAUUACGUCAGCGGAAGUUGCUGCUUCAUUCUCGAGCGACGAUCCACAGUAUGGGAAUUGGGAGGAAUGGGGCGGUCAAAGUCACAUUUCCUUCGAACAGUUGGAAUCAGAAUCCUUUUCAUUUUAUAAUAUGGAGGAGAAAGUCAUCAGCAUUCAGCACCAUAACUUUGGAGGAACUGCUUCCGGUAACCAACGCAAGACCAUUUGAAGGAAGUUUUUUAACUCCCAAGAGCUUUGUAUUAACAAACAAAGAGAUGGCUGCAAAUGAUGUUCCAUGCUGUGAGCCAAGGUUCUGGAUGUAUCUUUUGAUAUGUGUAGGUUUGGUUGCUUUUGCUGGACUUAUGUCAGGCCUUACGCUAGGACUUAUGUCACUCAGCUUGGUUGAUCUUGAGGUUCUUGCCAAAUCUGGCAGGCCGGACGACCGCAAAAAUGCCGCUAAAAUUCUGCCCAUAGUAAAGAACCAGCAUUUGCUUCUUUGCACACUCCUCAUAAGCAAUGCUAUGGCAAUGGAGGCCCUGCCUAUCUUCAUUGAUGCACUUCUCCCAGCUUGGGGUGCAAUUGUGAUAUCAGUCACUCUCAUACUAACUUUUGGAGAGAUUAUUCCUCAAGCUAUAUGUUCAAGGUAUGGACUGAGUGUCGGGGCAAAGCUGUCGGACGUUGUUCGGGUGCUUCUCUUAGUCCUCUUUCCUUUGUCUUACCCCAUCAGUAAGUUAUUAGAUUGGCUUCUGGGCAAGGGGCAUUCUGCUCUUCUAAGAAGGGCAGAGCUCAAGACAUUUGUAGAUAUGCACGGGAACAAGGCAGGUAAAGGUGGAGAAUUGACUCAAGAAGAAACUACAAUAAUCACUGGAGCUUUGGACAUGACGCUCAAAACUGCCCAAGAUGCUAUGACUCCUUUAUCCAAAUUGUUUUCACUUGAUAUAAAUUCCAAACUUGAUGAGAAAACCAUGGAGCUGAUUUUAAGAAAAGGACAUAGUCGAGUGCCGAUAUACUCGGGACAUCCAACUAAUAUCAUUGGUAUUAUCUUGGUUAAAAAUCUGAUCAAAUUUCAUCCACAAGAUGAAACUCCCAUCAGAAAUCUCACCAUCAGAAAAGUUCCAAGGGUACAUGAGAACUUACCUUUGUAUGACAUUUUGAACCAGUUCCAGCAAGGACAUAGUCAUAUGGCUGUUGUCAUAAAGAGUCAUAAGGAAGCCAGAGAGCCUGCAGAUUCAACAAAUGCAGAUUCUAACAGACCAGAGCUCGAAACUGUGAUACCAGCAACUGAGACGGACUUAGGACAUAUUAAGCUGCAGAUAAGGAAUAUUUACACUAAUUGUAGUAGCAAUAAUGAUGGAAAAUCAAUGCCAGAUUUUGAUGAAGAUGUUAUUGGUAUCAUAACACUGGAGGAUGUCAUGGAAGAGCUUUUACAGGAAGAGAUAUUGGAUGAGACUGAUGAAUAUGUUGCUGUUCACAACAAGCUAAAAGUGAAUAUGAAAGUAAGGAGAUCAACAUCAGAAUCACCAAGAGGAGCAGCCCAUCUGCACUGGAUAUCACCAGUGGCAUCCCCACUGUCUUCAUACCAUCAUUCUCCACUUUCUUCUUCAUACAAUCACUCACCAAUUCUUCAUUCUGCAAUUCCUCCACAUAUUCACUGCCCAUUUACUCCACCACCUCUCUCUUCUUCCCCUAGAAAUUACUUGCACUCUUCUCCAACUCCAUGCUCUGCUCAUCUUUGUGCUUCACCUUCUUCUCAUAAGGUUUUUCUCUCUCUAACAUACACGUAAUACU
Molecule: messenger RNA, 1880 nt
Organism: Benincasa hispida (wax gourd)
Lineage: Eukaryota; Viridiplantae; Streptophyta; Magnoliopsida; Cucurbitales; Cucurbitaceae
Product: CBS domain protein with a domain protein (DUF21)
Biological process (GO): magnesium ion homeostasis; intracellular manganese ion homeostasis
Cellular component (GO): cytoplasm
Source: RefSeq, a predicted model, not a curated record